Molecule: messenger RNA, 974 nt
Organism: Hydractinia symbiolongicarpus
Lineage: Eukaryota; Metazoa; Cnidaria; Hydrozoa; Anthoathecata; Hydractiniidae
Exons: 3
Coding region: 193-777 (194 amino acids)
Source: RefSeq, a predicted model, not a curated record
UUAUUCAGUUAUCAUAACCUCAAUAACGUUGAAGGUGAUGCAUAGUUUGAUAUAAAAAAUGUUUUAGCACACAACAAAUACAUACUUACACCAAAACUUUCUGCGAAUUCAAAGUUAUACAUUAUUUCAGAAAAACCACUUAACGAUAGUUUUGCUUGUUCGUCCCAUCGAAAGCUACCAACCUUGAUAAACAUGCAACCAAUCACACCGAAGGAGAAGGUGCUUGAAGAUGGUGCGCAAACAUAUAUUCGACGCACAAUAACAAAAUCCGUCAUUUUGCGAAGUCAUGUGACCAUUAUUCAAGUAUGCGCGGGAUUACAAUUUGUGGCUGGUGUAUUUGUACAAACUGCUUUUAUUAGCAAUACUAUUCUUGGAUAUAUUACGUCACCGUUUGGAAUAGUCUCCAUUGCUACAGGCAUCAUUGGAUUAGUGCUGUCAUUUCGUAUGCAUUUAACUUGUUUGAAUACAACUUUUAUGGGAUUCUCCAUAGCAACAGCAAUUUACGCAUUACCAAUGAUCGCGCUGAUGCUUCCGAUUGGUAGCUUUUUUACCGCCGUUGGUGUAGCCGGUAUAGUUAUCUUUGUAUCGUCGGUAAUCACAAGCGUGUUAUGUUGCCUGACAAAUGUUUGCUGUCGAUGCUCAAAAAAAACAACUACAGUUCAGAUGUUAAAUACUGCUACUGACCAAACAAGUAUCAACACGCAACUACCACAAUCAUAUUUCUCCAUCUCCAUAAACAAUAGCGAUGUCGAACCACCUCCACCAUAUGUGGAAUGAAAGCGCCAACAACUGCAUUGAUAUUAGACAAAGAAGAGCUGCUUUAUAGUGGUGCAUGCGCUAAAAGUAGAACCACACAUAUAGACUUUAUGUUUUUGUCAUAUAGUUUAACAAACUUGACAUUAUUAAACCCUCUGAUGUAAACCUUUGAUUUAGAGUUAGGGUUACACGAGGCAAAAAAUUGGUUGCUUUGAUUA